This is a messenger RNA of Phaedon cochleariae (mustard beetle), 1692 nucleotides long. Lineage: Eukaryota; Metazoa; Arthropoda; Insecta; Coleoptera; Chrysomelidae. The record is from the annotation of a GenBank genome assembly.
GAAAUUUCAAUGCAUAAAUAAUCAGACUUCCACAUCCCCUUUUCAGUUUCAUGGGGGGCAUAAACUUCUGGGGUGGCACCAAAGAAGGCGAUAUCUUCCUGGCCCCCUCCUUCGACGACAAGAUCCUCGAGGUCGUCGCGGUCUUCGGCUCCGUCCAGAUGGCCGCUUCCAGGCUGAUCAACCUGCAGCACCAUCGCAUAGCGCAGUGCCAGAGCAUCCAGAUCAACAUCCUCGGCGAUGAGGGGGUGCCCAUCCAGGUGGACGGCGAGGCCUGGAUACAGCCUCCAGGCAUCAUCAGGAUACUGCACAAGAACCGCAUGCAGAUGCUGUGCCGCAACAGGUCCCUGGAGAACUCCCUGAAGUCCUGGGAGGAGAAGCAGCGCCAGAGCCUGUCGGCCCAAGGCGCCAAGCCGAGAUCCUCCGUCUCCAUUACGCACGACAAGGAGAGAAGCAGCCUCACGAGACAGAGCAUGCCCUCCCAGGAGAAAUCCUUCCUAGGUGUCAACAUCGAGAAGAUACGGCAGCACAGCUUCAGCGGAGCAGUACCCAUUCAACCCCACGAGCCUAAAGAGAAACAUACUGUCCACUUCGCUCCGCCUCCUGAGCCCACACUCCCCGACGUCCUCUUCUCGGAGGAGGAGCACUACCUCCUCAUCAACUUCAUAGAGUGUGCCACCACUCUCACCAAGUGGAUCAAGAUCCUCGCCAUCAGCCACAGCCUGGAGGCUGAUCUCUACUCCCUAGCCAACAAGGUGGACGCUUCCUUGGAGAGCAUCCAUCCCAACGGGAAGAUACUGGAGGGGCCGCAGCUGCGGGAGAAGUUCACCAAGCUGGUGGCGGACGUGAAGCAGCUGUACGAGGAGAGCUGCUGUUUGCUGCACGACAGGGGGGAUAAGUUGAAGCUGCGGGAGGACUUGGAGAAUAAGCUGAGCGCCAGCUUGGCCAACGCCGAGAUGGAGUUGAGGAAGUGCGUGAUGUAUGAUACGGCGAUGGGGAGUUUGGUGUAUCUGCAAGCUUUGCCAGGCGAUCAGGUUUUUUAUGGAUUGAACUAUUCACAUGUCCCUACAGCGUCAACUUCCGCCUGGCUGGAAUUCGCCAAGGCUUUCGAAGUUCUAAGUACGAGGCCUGUAGAGUCCUAUCCCAGUUCCAUCUUCGGUUUUGGAGCCAUCUGUGUACCACUUUAUGGCUCCAUCUUUAAGCUUAAUACCAUGGAUUCACUGUUCCAUUUUUUGCAAAUCAUCCUUAUCAGUCAAACCAAAUUUCAUAGGUCGCAGGUAAUCUUUACCCUUCAGAUGGAACACAAACGGAAAGGCCUUUUCUGGCUGAAAUUCAGAGCAAAGGGCGCCAGCUCAUCGCAACAGUCCAGCCAGAAGCGCGAAGUAGCCUCUUGGGGCACCCAGGAGGUGAUCACGUGGCUGGAGACGCUCCAGCUCUCCGAAUACAUCGACAGCUUCGAGAGGAACGACAUCAGAGGCAGGGAGUUGCUGACUUUGGCGAGGAGAGACCUCAAAGAGCUCGGGGUCACCAAGGUCGGUCACGUGAAGAGAAUACUGCAAGCCAUCAAGGAUUUGACACAAGGUUUAUAAGAUAUUUAGCUUGUAGUUUUCGGAUAACUGUAUACCCAGAUCUCAGCGUGGUGGGGCAAUUUCAAAGAAAAUAAGAUACUGAACUGAGGGCAAAUAAUCAAAUGGU